CACGACUGUGAUCUCUUCUCUCGUAGGAUUUAUCCAAAUUUUGCAAGUGCUCGCAAGUGCUGCACAGGACACGCGAAGAGUCGAAGACGAGGGGUGAAAUUGACAAACGCCACAGCUAGUGAACCUAUGACAUUUGGAAAAUUUACUCGAGCGGAAAAUACACUGCUGUCUGUCAUGUAGUACGAUGACGUAUAGUCAAGCUCAUACAGAGUACUUAUUUUUUUUCAACUCUUAUCAUGGGAUCUAGAUUAAGGGAAAAUGUCAAACAGCUGUUUGAAUGCUUCUGUGAAGUAGCCGCACCAAUAGGGGAGAAGCCAGCUUGGAUACUGCAAAAGUAUCCCAAUUCCUUUUUGGACCAAGAGAUACUUAAAUCCGUUCCUAAAUUUGCAUAUCCUUGUGAAUUUGAAAAUUUGUUGGUGCAGCACUUUUCGUUUGUGCUUACCAGCAUAGAUUCGAAAUGGACCUUUGGAUUCUGCCGUCACGAUCCCAAAACAGAAACGGCUUUAGUGGUCCUGAGCGCGCUUCCAUGGCACGAAACAUUUUACAAACUGUUGAAUCACAUUGCGUCCUUGACCAGCAAUGCCAGCGGAGAAGAUCUCUGCAAGUUUCUUGAAAAUGUACAUACGUGUGGAGUUCCAGUGCCUGGAAACUCAAUAUCUAUCCCUUUACCAAAUUCCACAGUGAAUUUUAUUUGUCAAAGUCCAAAACAGUUUCAACUACCAAGUAUUCCCGAGAAUCGCAACUUGACUGAAUAUUAUAGCGCCGUAGAUUCGCACAAUAUGAUGAUGAUAUUCGCGUCUAUGUUGUACGAACGCCGUAUCAUUUUUAUUUCGAAACGUCUAUCGAGAUUGAGUGCAUGCGUACAGGCAUGCAAUGCUUUAAUUUAUCCAAUGAUUUGGCAACAUAUAUACAUCCCCGUUCUGCCGUUGUCAUUAAUAGAUUAUUUAUUAGCACCUAUGCCAUUCCUGAUUGGAGUGCCUACCCUAACGCUUCAGAAAAUACCCAAAAGUGAUUUAGGAGAAGUUGUUAUUUUAGAUGCCGAUAAUAAUACAAUCGAGUCGCCAUUUCAAGAUCUGGAGUCCUUACCUCAAGACGUAGUGACGAAUUUGAAGAAAGCAUUACGCAACAGACCAGCUCUUCUCGGAGAUGGCGUGUCAAGAGCAUUUUUGCGCGCAUUGGUGCAAUUAACCGCGGGUUAUAGAGAAGCGUUAACUUUACAGCAGGGCGAGCGUAUUACGUUCAAUCAAAAUGCCUUUGUUGAAAGCAGGCCAUCCUCUAUGCAGCCCUUUUUACGAAAGAUGUUGGAGUUGCAAAUUUUUCAACAAUUUAUAGAGGAAAGAUUGAACAUGCUUAAUUCAGGACUCGGUUUCUCGGACGAGUUCGAAAUGGAAGCCUGCAGUUAUUCAGCUAAAUCGAGUAGUAAAUUUAUGCAGCAAUACAGGGAAUGGACUUACACUAUGCGAAAAGAGAGCUCUGCAUUUUUCCGUAGUGUAAAAGAUAAGGCUAAUCCAGCAGUUAAAUAUGCUGUUAAGUCAAUGAAGGAUAAAGGCAAAGACAUGAAAACGGCAUAUAAAGGAUUAAAGUGGAAAGGACGGUCUAAUAGAAGUGAAACCAGUAUGAGAUUUCACCAGCCACGAUCGGCUCCCAGCUCGCCUACAUUAGAUAGAAGACCUAUUGAAUUUACAUCUCCACCAAAGUCUCCAAAUGGUGUAGCAGCGACAACUAGUUACCGAAAGGACCUGCGUUUGCGGAAUAGUAAUUUCACUGAUACGAGUAGAAAACAAUACUCACCUUUAAGUCCUAGUUCUCCAGAAGAAUCAGAUUCUCCAUUAGAGCGUAUAAAUAUAGAUCUUAUGCACGAACUUCGAGAUGUGAUAUUUCCAAAUACACCGCCUGUGGAUAGGACGUUGAAACCAGUACGCAGUUUAGACAGCUUGAGACCUGCAUGGAGUGGGCACUUACGGCACGGCCCUCCACCUAGUACUGUCAUUACAGAUUCACGCAAAGUUUCCUCGACCAAGCAAAUUUUAUUUUCCUCAUCCUCUCAUCCCCUUCCCCCAAACAAUUCCAUUAAUCAGUCAAAACCGUUUACUUGUAAUUCAGCAACUACAAAGUCAAACAGUACCGUGGAGAUUGAAACAUUAUUUUCACUCGUCUCGUCUGCGUCACACGAUAAAAGUGCUCGGCCAAGUCGAUUUUUACACGAAUUACAUGUACGUGAUGAUUUCACGAAACCCGUCGUUAACUUAUCAUCGUGUAUUCGUGAAAAGGAGAAUGCAGAGUCUGAAGAGAGAUUUUCUUUAAACGAUAAAAAAUCCAAUCCGAAGGAUAUUUUUAUAUGUGCCGAUCCAAUUCCAAAUACGUGGAAUGGCGAGCCUUUCGAUAGACCUUUCAAAACGUCGAAUUUUCUUCACGAAGUAAACGAAGACGAUCCUUUUGACACGAGUAAAGUAUUUACGCCUACUUAUUUGCAACAAGCUGUGUCACUUUUUCAAUCCGCAAUGCCCGCUCAAUCGACGCCCACUCAAUUUCAUCCAUUAUUACAUCCAUCCGAUACUACAUCCUGCUCUGCACAGGCUAAGAAUUCUCCCGACGUCCCAGAUUUAAUACGGCUAGAUUCGACUAAUAGCAACGACGAUUUUGAUCCGCUUCUAUCUAAAUCUUCGGAAUUUCCGAACGCAAAACAGAUGAGUCAAUCGUUACAUUUACCUGAAAUGGGUGAAGGUCUUAGUAAUCCCUUAUACCCUUACUUUCAACAACCGUCGCACAAAAACGAGAAGCCGAAAACCUCCGAUAACGUCGGUGAUAUGGAUUUAUUACAGGCGUAUGGUAUAGACUUUAAUAAAUUUAGUUUAGCCAAUGGUGAUAAUUCAUCUGUAAUGAAUACCGUCGCAUGUAAUCCAAGUGACAACAGUAUUAAUGAUACGAUGGAUACAUUCAGUUUAACGCUGAAUGCACCUGCCAUUAAAUCACAAAAUAAUUGGACAAAGUUUGAGUAAAUAUUAUUUUGUAUACAUAUACAUAUACAUGUAUGUGUGUGUGUGUGUGUCUAAUAAUAGGUGUAACAUCCGCCAUGGGUAGAUGGAGAGAAGAGUCUUUUACUUUUGUUUGUUACCUAUAUUUUGGGAGAGUAUUAGGAGUGGUCUACAAAUGAUGCGUGACGCCAAUUUCCGCACGCGUAGCAAUUGUAAACGCUGUGCUGUCUUCUAGCCGACUUGUGCGAAUGCACGCUGAUUCACAGAGUUCUAGCAAUUAUAAAUUUCUUAUUAUUCAUUACAAAAAUCGCAAAACGGUAAAAGGAUUUCUAUUCAGUGUAACACUCUUCAUCUACCCAUGGUAGGUAUUGCACCUAUUAUCAGAUACUCUGUAUAUCUAAAAUAUAUAGCAUGUAUACGCACACGCACACAUAUCCUACAUACAUAUAAAUACUGUAGAAACCCUAUACUGCAAAAACGUCGAAAUCGAGUUACCUUUCUCAAUUGUAAUCCUCUCUCUCUCUAAUUCACUCGUUUCCUCACUCUGUCCACAAUUACGUGAUUAUGUAACAAAUGUUGAAUGGAAGAACUGAUGAUUCAAAAUAAGGAGAAUUUACAACACACACACGCGUGCGCGUGAAUAUUGUAAUUGUAAAUAUACUUAAUUGUAAUUGUAAAUUAGUACCUUUUUGUUAUGUAUUUAAAUAUCUUCCAUUAAACAUUCGCAUUAGCCUCCCUUAUAAAAUCAUCCCAUCAUGUCAGCCAAUAGUUAUCUUGCUAUACACAUAAUUAUCGCGCCGUCAAUGAUGUAUACUUUUAUACUUGCACUGUAUACUUUUUGUAUUAAAAACCAAUGGCAUGUACGUUUCGGUCAGUGUGAUAUUUUUAUUUCUAUUAUGGCUAUUAUAUAAUCGAUGUCUUUUCCGUUAUAUCGUUAUUCGUUCACGGAUUGUGCAGCGCAAGAAUAUUAUCUUUUUUUAAUACCAGCAGCACAAUGACUCGUGAUAAUAAAUUUGGACAAACCAAAAAUUUAAGGAUUUUAAUACUUUAACGUUGAUUGAUAUACAUAAUUAAUAUCUUAAAAAUCCGCUGAAAAAGUACUAUAUUUUAGGCCUAUUAAUUUUGAUUGAAGUUCAAUAACUUCCAAAUACUUUGAAGUAACGAAGAAAUCUUCGGAGAUACGAUAAAGGAUCGAAGCCUCGAAGCUUCGAAAAAGUAACAUUCCUAGCGCUAACUUUACGAACGACUAUCAUCGCGGAGUUGGCAAAUAAUAUUUCGUAUAUAAGGUUAUCGUUGCAAUUUAUUUAAAAAAAAUCAAAAUUAGCAAGUAGAGCUUACGAUUCAACACAUUUUUGAAAAUGAACCUUCGAAAUCUUUUAAAACUCCGUAUACGUAAUACCUUCCACGAUUUCUUCGUUACUUUGAAGUCUUUCGAAGCUUGGAAAAAGUAACAAGUAUAUUUGCAAAAAAAACGUAUAUUAUAAAUCAUACAAUACUGUUGCAUUUUCUUACAGAAUUCUAACGUAUCAUUAACAUAUAAUUUCUACAUGACAUACAUUACAUACUUCUCUAUCUACAUUUUACCAAAUUUUCAUGAAAUACUCAAUUAUAUGAGUACAGUUUUAUAAACAUUUGUAGAUGCUAGGUAUAGCAGAACAUUUAACUGUAAUGAAAGCGACUGCAUGUAUGCUAUAGUGAAGGAAACUAAUUGUAAGUGUGAAACGAACGUACCGUACAAUUUCAUGAUUUAGAUUAUUGUUAGAUAUAUCAAUUUUAAUAAAUGUUGCACAUUUAUUGGCAAUGCUUUAUAAUAAAUUAAUGCGAAAAAAUAAGAUACACCAUUUCUAGCAUAAUUAUCAUAUUUUUUAUUAUCCCGUUAUCGCAUCCUACAUAUACAGGGUGUCCCAUUUGAAUUUGGACAGUAAAAUUAAAAUGUCGCAAAAAUGAAGCCCAGCAAGCAAAAUUGUUUCAGACAAAAAUUGUUUAAUGUCGAGGGGGACAUAAGAUGGUGUCAUUAAUUUGACCUUGAAUAGUUGCUUGAGGGUGACGUGAAAGUCAUCUUCAAUUUUUUAAAUAGAACCCCUAUUGUUUAUCAUACUAUCUUAUUAUACUAAUUAAUAUGACCAACUUCGUAUUUAAUAUACGAAACCAAUGUACAACUUAUACUUGCAUCAACAAUCAUAAUCGGCAAUGACAAGUGCUGUGAUAGUAGUUGUUAUUCAUGAAACUUGGGAGAGAUGGGAAGUUUAUAUUGUCAAGAUUAAACGAAAUUACUGAACUGAUCGGAAAUUCUUCAGGGUCGCCAGCAAAAAUUAAAAACAUCAAAAUUGGUUGA
Messenger RNA from Vollenhovia emeryi, 5310 nucleotides. RefSeq names its product DENN domain-containing protein 1B. The record is from RefSeq and is a predicted model, not a curated record. The transcript is spliced from 15 exons. NCBI's taxonomy places the organism in Eukaryota, Metazoa, Arthropoda, Insecta, Hymenoptera, Formicidae. Gene Ontology annotation, biological process: endocytosis; endocytic recycling. Gene Ontology annotation, molecular function: phosphatidylinositol phosphate binding; guanyl-nucleotide exchange factor activity. The coding region runs from base 237 to 2999 and encodes 920 amino acids. Gene Ontology annotation, cellular component: intracellular membrane-bounded organelle; cytosol.